Molecule: messenger RNA, 943 nt
Organism: Linum trigynum
Lineage: Eukaryota; Viridiplantae; Streptophyta; Magnoliopsida; Malpighiales; Linaceae
Source: the annotation of a GenBank genome assembly
ACAAAAAACGUGCCCAACACAGCCCUCCACUCCACUCCACUCCACCCGCAAAACACAUCUGAAACCUUCCUUUCACCUGACCCCUCUCAACCCAAUUCCAUUCCUUUCCCCUCACACAAUAUAACUCCGUUUCCCCUUCCACUCUCCCCCUCCUCGCCCCCGCCUUUUCUUCUUGCCUCACCAGGGGUCGAGGUCGAGCAGUUUGCAGCUAGAAAUUUCCCACCUAUCAGAUGCUCGAUUCGUCACCUAUGGACGAAGACGACCGGCCGCUCAUCGGGUUCCCUCUGGGUCUGGCUCUGCUCCUGCUCACUCUGUUUUCCAUGAGCGCCGUCUUCAUCUGCUGCCUCCACUGGGACAGGCUCCGUUCCUUUUGGGACGUUCCCGAUGAUGAUGGGAUCCAUCGAGAAACCGAUCAUUUGCCUCCUCAUAAAUCUUCGCCUCUUCAACUGGAAGCGAGCAAGAAUCGAGGGGAGAGCCUGCCGGUGUUGAUGCCAGGAGAGCAAGUGCCGAGAUUCAUAGCCAUGGCCUGCCCCUGCCAGCCGCCGGUUCUGGAGACGAUUAAAGUGGAUGUUCAGAAGCCGAUCAGCACUUUUCCCGUCCCUCCUCUGUUUUAGUAUCUUUGUUGAUUUUAUAUGGGUUUCUUUGUAUAAAUCUCGAGUGGUACCAACAACAUAUAACUACUAUCUAUAUGUACAUAUAUGUAUGAUUUUUGGCAUUCAAUUUGACUCUCAGCUUCGUAUUCGAAGACCCCGUAAGAAAAGCAAAUGGCAAAUGAAGCCUUGAAACUUCCGCCGGAGCGUUUACAGUUGCAAAUUCCGGCCAGCUGCCGUUCACAGAUUCAGGACACGAGACUUUCCGUUACUAUCUCAUUAUUUCAUUUCCAACCAUCCAUUUUUAUGUUUUGAAACCGAUGUCUUGAAGCUCAUAAAUCAUAAUGUUCUGA